GCGCGCGCCAGUCGGCACACCGCCCGGGCGGGCGCCACACGACCGGGAUCUGCGCGAGCGACGAGCGGCGACCAACCAAAAUAAUAUCAGUGAAAUAAACACGUAUCCGCAAAACGCUGUAACGUGCGAGCGCCAGAUUCUGUGAAAUAAAUACGAGUACGUGAACGAGUCUCUAGUGCAGAGGACGAAACGACAGACGGCGACUAGAGAGCGAUUAGGGUUUAUACCCUACAACGAAACGAUUCGAGUUUGGAGCCAAAGAAGUUUCUUCUCGGCCCCUCGAAAUAAUUGUAAAAAUCGCUCGGUGACUGUCAGGCACUACACAUACCUGCACUAUUCUUGUGUUAGUCGUAUUAAAAGAAAAAACGAAAAAAACUCGAGAGACGCCCUCUAUCAGUGGCCACGACAGAGGGUUUUAAUUUAUGUACAUUUAUAUAUGCAUAUAUAAAAUUGGAGAAAAAUAGUGAUCUCUAACGUGACGUCACAAUUAAAAUAUUGUGAUUAAAUAAUUAAUUAUCAUAACAUAAUUUUAAUCGCUUUGCUGUUUUCAAAUCGCAUUUUUCACGCGUAUUGCCCGUUAUUUAGUUAGUUUUGUAUUUUAUUUAAAAAUUGUAAAUAGCAAAAAUAUAUACUUAAUCUUUAUCAUAAUAAGUGUGACAUUGCGUAAAGUAACUAAAAUACUAGUCAUUGAUCUAGUGUAUUUAUUUUGGUAUUAUACAACUUAUCUGCAGAGGAGCUUUCUUACUAUUUAUAAUAUAAAACUGUAAUCUUGAGUGCGCUAAAAGCCAAAGAAAACAACAGUGACUCUUUUGGCAAAGUAAAAGGCUCGCUGUCAAAAAAGGCGGGAAGUAGUGGGUGACAGGCCGUUGCCACAGAUAAAAUAUAUCUUGUUGACUCGGUCGAAUCGAUUAUAACAAUCGGCAAGAUGCAGACCCAAAUUGGCGUCGGUAACGAGUUGCAGAGGAGCUACAGGAUGCAGGACUUCGCGUCUCCCGGCCACGUCAUCAUGCGAGAGCGGAGCUUCAUACGGCCGCAGUCUCAUCACAACAUACAUCACAACCAGUUUAACAAUGUGAAACGAAGGAGCAUGAUCUUGACCAAUGCGAAAGGGAAACCCACUCUUGAAAUCUACAGACCUCCCGGUGUCCGCACAGACGGCGUGGCGACCACGGCGGCGACGUCGGCCGCCACCACCACCACCUCGGCGGCCUCCGCGACCACACCGGCAUCCACCAACAAGCUGAAUGUCCACGCCAAGGAGUUCACCAUGGCCAAGCCUGCUGACCUUCACAAUAGGCCGGCGAUGGGCAUCGGGUACGCGAGCGUGGGUCUGCAGCACUCGCGCUCGGCGGUGCUGCACGCGCAGGUGCCGCCGCACUACCGGCCCGUCAUGCCGCCGCACGCGCUGCUCAACAGCGCCUCCAGCGGGAACGUGCCGCACGCACAGGUAGGGCCUCGCGUCCACUUUAAGCUGCAGCCGCAGCAAGCGAUCAUUCCCGAAAAGAAGAAGUCCCCUCCGUCGUCGCUCACGAACGGCAACGGCAAGAGCAUUCGGCCGCAAUCGUUCACGCCCGGCCUGAAGCGCUCCAAGUCGCUGACGUCAGCCGACGCGCUGGCCAGCGGCAUGGCCGCGCUCGGCCUGGCUGCUGAUGCCGGGGACCUCGGCAACUUCCCGCCAGAAAUACAGGAGUGCAUCGAUAAGGCACUUGAAGUGUUGUUGAACGUGUGUUGCGGCGCCAGCAGACCCGAACGCGGUGUGCGCGCGCACGCUGAUGGACGCGGUGGGGCACCUGGUGUCGCGCGCCGUGGAGUCGCCGCGGUACGCGCUGCCCGCCGCGCGCCGCUGCAUCGCCGUCGUCGAGCGCGAGAGCACCGAGACCUUCCUCGAGUCGCUGCUCAACACCGCGCAGCAGUGGUACCACGACAGGGACAAGUUGCUGGGUUCGACGGUGGGCGGGGGUCGGCCGCGGCUGAUGGCGUUCCUGUCGUUCCUGCUGGAGAUGUACUGCCAGCUGCGGCGGCGCGCCAUCCAGCGGCGCAGCGCCAGCGCGCAGCCCGGCCAGGUGCUGCUCACGCUCAUCUGCAAGUGCUGCGAGGACUGCAUCCGCCAGCCCGUGCCCUCCGCCAGCGACACGGAGAACCUGUUCUUCGUGCUGACGUACAUCGGGCGCGACCUGGAGCAGCAGCUGCCGGGCGAGCUGGAGCGGCUGCUGACGGCGGUGCGCGACGCCUUCCUCAACACGGCGGCGGCGCCCUCCAUCCGCCGCACGCUGCUGCAGCUCAUCGAGCUGCACGCGUCGCGCUGGCAGCUGCCCGGCUGCGCUGUGCUCUACUACUACCCCUCCUCCAAGUAACAGGCCCGCACACACACACACGCGCAGCAUUGAGUGGAUAGGUAUCUGCGGGUGGAUAGACAGAAUAAAAUGCUAAGGGUUCGCAUCUUUUAGAGAAUAUAAGAACGUGUUAGGAAUAAUUUAAAUACUGUAAGAGAGCGAUUUUCAUGUAAAACACAAGCAUGCUAUAUAGACUACGAUAGGUAGGAAUCCCCAUUUCUAUCUAUUCACCCUUCAUAUAUCCACCUGUACCAAGGUGAUUUUGACCAUCCUUGUCCCCUUGCAAAUUCAUUGGCAAUGUAACACUGUGCAAUUUGUCACGAUCAAGUACGCAUUAUAUCCUAACCGCACCGCCUAUUUAAGUAUACGCGUUCUGAUGUUUGGGGGUUUAUAAUGCGCUGAUUGUCUAAGCUAAGCCUUCAUGAUCCUUGGUCCUUUUGCACAUAAAACUGGGCUUGAGGUAGAUACUUAGUUUGUAUCCUAGUGUUCAUCCUAGUGACAAUAUUGCAAGUACCCUAUUGCGCAAUGGAUGCUAUAAAUAUUUUGAUCCUAGCUACUAUGCUUGUGUGUCUUGGGGUCUUUGUGCCUUCUUUGUUCUAAUAAUGUGGAACAUAAUUUGGUACCUUUAAAGAUCUUAAAUAAGUGGACUAAAUUAAUUCGGUUCCGGAAUAAGUGGGAAUAGUUUCGGAGGGGUACGUAAAUGUUAUUAUAGGGAGUAAUAAUGUUAGAUUAUUAUACAAAGGUUACGAGCAUUUCUUGUAGUGUUUGAUUUGUUUCGGAGUGACCUUCAUAGCGAUGCGUUAGUUGUACAGGAGGUCUCCACUUGUUGUCCCUUAUACGUAUUGUAGGCAUGAUGCUGCCAUAAGCUCAUUUAUUGUGCCUUUAAAGAUUUUAGUAGUUAUAGACACGUUCUACUCUCUCUCGAGACAUAAUAAAAGUAUUUUUUAAUAUUUAUCAAAAGUAAGAGGAACUCGAGAGCGACAGAACGUUACAAUUAAAAUGUAAGGUGUAGUUUAGCUUAAGGUGGAUUUAGUGAACGCAAGAUAUGCCUUAAAAGUAUUAAAAAGUACGUGUAACGUAAGUAGUUGGACAAAAUGUCGAUGUACAUUACUGUACGUUCUUCGCAUAGUAUUUGGUGCAUUGUACCCCUUGUCGGCGGAGUCUGUCGCGUAGCCUUACCGCUUGUAGUUAUCGUUUGCCUAGCAAUGCUUCACGUCCUGCACAUAUGUUAUGCACUCUGGUGUUUUGUGUUACUAUAGUUAUCCAAUUAUGCAAAUUAUCAUCGUAUUCAAUCGUAGAUCAUUUUGUGAACGUAUGACUGGCCUUCUACGUAUGAAGUGUUUCAAUUUAUUAUGCUUGUGAUAUUAUAAAUUUAAGUUAUGUAAUCUCUAUAAUAUCUCUUCUGUCCUAACCAAAGACUGUACUGACGAUGUGGAGAUUCAUUAUGAUUAUUAACAAAGUGUAAACUCAAUGUUGUUGAAGCUGGACCAAAUUAUCUCGUGUCGCGCUCUAGACCUUGUAACCGUUCAGAGCCUGAGACAUACUUCAGUGAAUAUUUUAAGUUCGUUUAGUUGUAGACCUAUGUCGGAUCACCAUUAUCAAACUAAUGAUUUUUUUAAUAUUAGUUAGUUACAUAUAUAUGGAAAAAGUUAAAAAGACCAUAAACUUUUCGUUAUUACUAUGCAUUCGUAGCAAUAUAAGGUAAUGGUAUGUUUGUAGAAAAGUUGAAAAAAUAAAAAAAAAUGGUGCUAACAAAAUAUUGGUGUAUUGUAUAUUAUUUUAAUAGAAUACGGGCAAUAACAUUGUUCUCGUUACCGCUAUAAUUUUGUACGAAUAAAACAUAAAAUGAUAUAUAACCAAUAAAAUUAUAUAAAUAC
Molecule: messenger RNA, 4210 nt
Organism: Trichoplusia ni (cabbage looper)
Lineage: Eukaryota; Metazoa; Arthropoda; Insecta; Lepidoptera; Noctuidae
Product: CBP80/20-dependent translation initiation factor
Exons: 10
Coding region: 926-2395 (489 amino acids)
Biological process (GO): regulation of translational initiation
Cellular component (GO): cytosol
Molecular function (GO): translation activator activity; protein binding; RNA binding
Source: RefSeq, a predicted model, not a curated record